AUGGCGUCCCCCACUCACAAUCCACAACAUCCCUUCUUCACACACCUCGUCGCCCUACUCUCUGUCUACGAACUCGGCCCGUCCCUGCCCACCCCCAUCCCCAAAUAUGACGGCCCCAGUGAUUGGCAGAUCGAGAGCAUCCUCCGCUCUCUCGGCGCCAUGGCCCGCCGCAUGCACACCGCCGAGGAGGCCUUGAGUGCAUUCCGCGAGGCCGAC
Epithele typhae is the source of this 216-nucleotide messenger RNA. RefSeq lists its product as uncharacterized. The annotation marks the transcript as partial. NCBI's taxonomy places the organism in Eukaryota, Fungi, Basidiomycota, Agaricomycetes, Polyporales, Epitheliaceae. The record is from RefSeq and is a predicted model, not a curated record. The transcript has a single exon.